AUGGCGCGCGUGCUCCUUCUGUUACUCGCCGGACUGUCUGGUGGUCUUUGUCAAGAGGCACCGCAAGUCCAAACUAGAAAUGGCUCUUACACGGGCGUUCAUCUGCCUUUACUCAACCAAGACUACUUCCUCGGCAUGCCGUUCGCCCAGCCGCCUGUUCAAGGUCCCCUUCGAUUCUCGCCUCCAGUUUCACUGAACACCUCCUGGACUGGAUCGAGAGACGCUACUCAAUUCGGCAACAUUUGCUACGGCUACGGUAAUGACAACAACAGGCUCGCGGCACUUGGUUUCAAGAUCUCCGAGGACUGUCUGAGCAUCAACGUCGUUCGCCCUUCUAACUACACAGAUCAGUCGCUACCAGUUGCUGUGUACAUCUACGGUGGAGGCUAUUUCCAAGGUGGCAGCGCCGAUCCUCGGUUGAACUUCUCGUCUAUUAUUCGGGACUCUGUUACAGCUGGGAAGCCCAUCAUUGGCGUUAGUUUCAACUAUCGUCUUUCCGCCUUUGAAAACAUCGCCGCCUUUGGAGGAGAUCCUACCAAAGUAACCAUAUUCGGAAACAGCGCGGGUGCAGGUUCUGUCGGUGCCCAGCUUCUGGCGUACAAUGGACGCGACGACGGACUGUUCAGAGGGGCCAUUUCACAGUCUGGAGCUCCUUGUUUCAAUACAGUCCUCGAUAUCGCAAAGUGGGACGAAGUCUAUGAGAAUAUCACACUCGCCACAGGCUGCACUACGACUGAUACGCUUGAAUGUCUACGGAACAUCCCAAUCGAGGUUUUGAACGCUGUAGUCAAUUCUACAGCCACUUCAGGAGCUUCCUACGGAUUAGUGUUUGACGGCGAUUUCGUUGCCAAUGCCCCAGGAGCGCAGCUGGCCAAGGGCAACUUCGUCAAGGUUCCAUACAUAAUCGGCCACAACACAGACGAAGGAUCAGCCUUCAUCCCGGGCAACAACUUCGACAACGCCACGUUCUAUCCGACAUCCAAGAUUGACACGGAUGAGCAGUUCAGGGAAUACAUUGUUUCGCUCAAGGCCAAUGAGACGGUUGCAAGUAGAGUGUUCGACUUAUACCGCAAGAACGCAACGGAACAGGCUCUAGCCACGUACCCGGACGAUCUCGGUGCUGAACUCGGUUAUCAAUACAAGAGAGCUGUUACGCUUGCUGGUGACUCUAACAUCAUCGCGCCCACUCGUUACACGGCUCAGAUGUGGGCGGCAUACAACGUACCUCUUUACAAGUAUCGGUGGGAUGUCAUCGUCAGCGGGCUGCCUCGCUACAUUGGCGCGACGCAUGCGAAAGAGAUCUUCUUCGUUUUCGACGACCAAAGCAGAGACGACUACGACGUGUGGCCUCUGCAAGACAAGCCUCAGUCUUUCUCUGAACUGGCUUCCAUCAUGGCAACGGCAUGGGCUAGCUUUGUUGCGACAGGUGACCCGAAUAGUAAUGGAUCCGGUGAGUGCGUCAACGGUACACGCUGGCCUUUGUAUAGCGAAUCCAAGAAGAAUUUCGUCUUCACUGGUAACGUCACUAGUCACGUCGAGGACGAUGAUACGCGUGAGCAGGAAAUCGGCUUUCUGUCAAGUCUCUUUUGA
Colletotrichum scovillei is the source of this 1590-nucleotide messenger RNA. RefSeq names its product lipase 2. Lineage: Eukaryota; Fungi; Ascomycota; Sordariomycetes; Glomerellales; Glomerellaceae. The transcript has 8 exons. The record is from RefSeq and is a predicted model, not a curated record. The coding region runs from base 1 to 1590 and encodes 529 amino acids.